This is a messenger RNA of Camelina sativa (false flax), 1504 nucleotides long. Its product is annotated as mitochondrial import inner membrane translocase subunit TIM44-1-like. Gene Ontology annotation, biological process: protein import into mitochondrial matrix. The record is from RefSeq and is a predicted model, not a curated record. NCBI's taxonomy places the organism in Eukaryota, Viridiplantae, Streptophyta, Magnoliopsida, Brassicales, Brassicaceae. Gene Ontology annotation, molecular function: protein-folding chaperone binding. Gene Ontology annotation, cellular component: mitochondrial inner membrane.
AUGGCGACUAGAAAGCUAAUUCGAGAUUUACUGAUCACAAAGCAGCCUUUUUUACGGCAACUGAUGCAGCAACGGGUUCUGAGAGCAAACGCAAGAUCAGAGUAUCUUCCUACUAUUGGAUAUGCGAGUCAUCGCAGGUUCAGCGUGCUAAGCGAGUUCUCCAAGAAUAUUAGAGGGGAAGCUGAGAGCAAUCCUGAAUUUAAAAGAACAGUGAAGGAGUUGAAGGAAAGAGCUGAAGAGUUGAAAGGUGUAAAAGAGGACCUGAAAGUUAGAACGAAACAAACGACUGAGCAGCUGUACAAUAAAGUUGAUGGUGUGUGGACUGAGACUGAAGCUGCGGCUAAAAAGGUCUCUUCAAGUGUGAAAGACAAGUUUUCAGCGGCCACAGAAGAGGUGAAGGAGUCAUUCAAGCUCGGAAAGGUGGAGAAUGCAGAGUCAGCAAGUUCAUCAGGCACAGGAACCUCUGGAGGAGAAAAACAGCAGCAAUCAGGUUCUACGGAGGAAUUACAUACAUUUUUUGAAAAAUUAAAGUCAAGUAUCUCUUCGCCAAAAGUAUCCGAGGCGUUUUAUAAGCUGAAGGAAGCGAAACCAUUUGAAGUUGUAAAGAAGGUACUUGACAUUGUAAAGGAUGAACUGCGUGGAAACACAUCUAGAAGGAAGUUCCUGGAAUAUACACCUCCCCCGCCAUUCACAGGUGAGAGAAGUACAAGAACCGAGAUGGUGGUUAUGCCAACAAAACAGUUCAAGUGGCAAACAAAAUGGGAAUCCUUUAGAGAAAAGAUGCAAAGUCUUCCUGUAUUUAAACGUAUAAGCGGGAUGAGUGUGCCUGUUGUAAACAAGAGCCAAGAGAUUGCAGAAGAUGUGAGGGAAGUAUGGGAAACUAGUGAUAAUCCGAUUGUUCACAAGAUUCAAGACAUGCAUGACAUGUUCUUGCAUGAAACAGAUUCUGCAUCAACUUACAAAGAAAUACACGGGCGAGAUCCAUCGUUCUCCUUGCCAGACUUUGCUGCAGAGGUUGAGGAAGCCAUUAGACCUGUCUUGAAAGCAUAUAGUGAGGGAGAUGUUGAGACCUUGAAGAAGUAUUGCAGCAAGGAAGUGAUUGAAAGAUGCAAAGCAGAGCUCACAACUUACCAAAGUCAUGGUGUCUUUUUCGAUAACAAGCUGCUGUACAUAUCUGACGUUGCCAUUCAAGAGACGAAGAUGAUGGGAACUUCCCCCGUAAUAAUAGUCAGGUUCCAAACGCAAGAAAUCUACUGCGCUCGCGACAAGAAUGGAGAAAUCAUAGAAGGAGGCCAGGACACCAUACACACGGUGCACUACGAUUGGGCAAGGCAACAAGUGGAGGCAGCAGAGUUGGGGGAAGAUGCUAUUUAUCCCAUUUGGAGGCUCAGAGAGAUGCAGAGAAAUGGUGUACAAGCUCUCAUUUAACUUUACAAUUAGAAAAUAAUUCAUUAACCUACUAAAAGCAAAGUACCAUUAUAUAUACUCAAACACUUUCUUAGUA